Molecule: messenger RNA, 1516 nt
Organism: Metopolophium dirhodum (rose-grain aphid)
Lineage: Eukaryota; Metazoa; Arthropoda; Insecta; Hemiptera; Aphididae
Product: heterochromatin protein 1-like
Exons: 3
Coding region: 479-1300 (273 amino acids)
Cellular component (GO): nucleus
Source: RefSeq, a predicted model, not a curated record
AUAUUAUACAUUUAUAUACGUCAGUGACAAACACAAAAAAAAUUGGAGAUUCCCAUCGCUCGAUUUCCCGUGUUAUAAUAAUAUUAAGUCCCCACAGACGUUAUAACCAGUAUAUGUACUUAACCUACUCGACGCUGUUUUUCUUUAUCUUUAUCGUUCUCUCCUUUCCACUCCCCGUCCCCGACCCUCGUGAUCCCGGCGGCCGGCUCUACGCACUACAACAGUCACAGCUACCUGCGGCGCUCAGACAUUUAUUUCACGUUCACGCGCAGGCACGGUCGUACGAAGCGACCAUUGUUUAACCGGCUCUCGUUCGUACCUCAUCCGACUCAGCGCUCCGCCAUUGCACAUCGAACGGUCUCAUUGCUCAUUCGUCUUGUUUUGGACACCAUCGCCGCCGUCCGCGUCUCUCGAGAAAAAACGUGGGAAACGUGCGCACCGAAUCACUAUUACAAAGACUGCCUGCAAACACACUGCCAUGUCUGAUGAUCAGCAAAUCAUUGUCCCGGCGAACCGUUCCGACGACUUAUCUACAGAACAGCCGCCAAAGUGCGACGCCGACGCCGCCGCCGCCGCCGCCGCCGCAUGUCCAGUACAAUUGCCGAACGACGACGCAGCCUGCCCCGUAACGCCGCCGAACGACGAAGCCGAUAUGAUGGAUGUUGUAAUGUCGUCAAAUCACGAUGACGCCGCUAGUCCCGCACCGCCGGCAAACAACGACGCUGCCAAUAUGUCGGAUGUCGUAAUGUCGUCCCAGGACGACGAUGACGCCGCUAGUGCCGCACCGCCGCCAAACAAUGACGCUGCUAAAAUGUCGGAUGUCGUAAUGUCGUCACAGGACGAUGACGACGCUGGCCUUUCAUUGCCGUCAAACAUUGACGCGGGUCCCGCAACGCCGCCGAAGGAAGACGCCAUCCCAUUGAUGGCAAAUGACGAGCCGGGGUGUUCAAAUGCCAAACGUUCUGCUCCCACAGACGACAACGACGCUGGAGUUGACUUCAAGAAAGAAAUUAAACAUGAAACUAUUGAUUUGGGCAACGAUACAUAUUUUUAUGAUGAUAAUAAUAAAGCAAUUCUAAUAAAAGGCCCCCCUAAAGUUGGUUUUGAUCGUGGACUUGAACCAGAUCAUAUUGUUGGAGCUACUGAACAGGAUGGAAAAUUGAUGUUUUUGAUUGCAUGGAAAAAUUCAGAAGUUGCUGAUCUGCUUGAAUCCACUGUGGUUUACGAUAGAGCCCCUCAAAUAGCUAUUCAGUUUUUCGAAGCUCGUCUCAGGUAUUGUCCUACUGAGGAUAACGAUUAAAUUCCUAUGCAUAAACAAAUAUUCCUAAUUUGAUUUCACAAACCUUUCUGAUUAGUACAAAAUAUAUUAAUUAACAUUUAAGACUAAAGGAAAAAACAAAACUUUUUAAAUUUAUAUUUUUAUUUAUACCGAUAUUUUUACUUUGUCAUAGGUUGAAUUUUUUUUUAUUAUCUAUCUAUACAUAAUUUUUGCUUGAAUAUAUUUUAUUUUAAAGAA